UGCACUGACUGCUGCUGUCAGCUGUGCUGCUAUUGGUUGUUUUAUUAGGAUUUCCUGAUCUAUAUGGUAAUUCUUCAGUGUGUGUGUGUGUGUGUGUGUGUGUGUGUUUGUGUACGUGCCUGUGUGCAUGCGUCCUAUCAGUAUACAGGGCUCUUCAGCCAGUAUUGGGGAUUGUGGGCUGUAAUCUCGACCCAGUGGUGACUGAUGCAGCUUUCUCUGCUCAGCAUGUGUGUGUGUGUGUGUGUGUGUGUGUGUGUGUGUAUGCAUAAUAUUUCAUUGUCUCUACAGUUUGUCAAAUGAAGUAAACUUAAAUUAAUCGAAACAACAAGUUUGUCUCAAAGUGCUUGCAUAGCGACGUGUGUGUGUGUGUGUGUGUGUGUGUGUGUGUGUGUGUGUGUGUGUGUGUGUGUGUGUGUGUGUAAGUGAUUGUGAGUGUGCGUGUGCGUGUCUCAGUAAAGGAUGACGUGAUGACAGCGCUGACUCCAUUUCCAUUUUUCCUCCUUGCUGUACAAGUCACGGCGCUGGCAUUAAUUAUGAAAAAUAUUGUGGUGUACUCAGUCUGAGAUUGCGCGCACUGCACUGAGUUAUGAUGAACGGUGUUAAGAGGAACCUGUCAGCUUGCCUCCCCGUUUGGUCUCCGCAAAUAAUUGAAGGCUAGUGUACUUUGUGACAGGAACAUGGUUUAUGCGCCCGGUGCCAGUGUAGCGGUGCAGUUCGCAGCCCGUGGAAGCGGCAGCAGCAGCACCGCCUCCUUCUCUGCUCCUCAGUGAGAGUCGGACAGCACCUCCAGCUCCUUACAAUCACAUCAGAGUAAAUACAAUCAAAAUUUAAGAUUACAUAUUACCAGUUUCAAGGGAGCCUCUCUGCUGUCUCAAAAGAGAAACACACAUUUGUAUUUCUAUUUUUCAAAUAAAGAUGUUGGGGGGAACAGACGGCUUCUGUCACUCUAGUCGAAAUUUCUUGUUGCUAUUAGUUCUCUUCAUACAUAUUUUUCCUAUCACCCUCUAACCUGGCUUGUCUAACUGAUGCACGAUGAGCCUCUGAGGAGUUGAAUAUGCAGACAUCCGCACCUCACUCAUUGUUCAAGGACAGGACAAGACGCCGGGACGCGUCUCAAAGUGGAGAUAUGUAGCCCAGUAUUAGCAUUAGGUGAUUUGUGACCCAACCCCACACAUAAUCUUUACAACAGGGAGAGCUGCAACAUCAUGGAAUUGUGGGGUUUUUUGUAGCACAAACACUCACUGUAUAUAUUUUAUUAUCAGAAAAAAAUUCCUGACGAGCCGAAGGGGUAAAUUAUUUUCGUGACGUUCAUGUCUGUGUCGUGACACCAACAGGGCUUUGUCUACGUCAGCCAGAGAACUCUACGUGUCCUUUAAAGCACGAUGAAGCUUGAGAAACUUCACAGAAUGAUCGUGGUGAAUCAAUGGGCCAUCGUGUCCAGCUCUCUUAAAGGAUUUGCUUUAGUACAGAGGCAUAUUGGAAAAAAAGCUGCUCCAGGAAGAGCUGUGCUACGUCUCAUAAAAUGCCUCAAGUGAUGUCAUGUAAGUCAUUGGAUGGGGCUACCACGUCUGAUGACAAAGCAAUUCUGAGGGUGUGGAAAGUUAGAAAGAAGUCUCCUUAUCAGACCCCAGGAGCUCGCUCCUUAUGGGUUAUAGUGGCCCAAGGGCUACAUAGGCCACUAUGUGCAUAGCACAACAACAUUCUUGAUUUUUCGUCAGCCGAGUUGCACUGUGGAUUAUGUGCGCACCGGAUUAAGGAUCUCAUUAGUCUGAUCUCUAAUUAGUCGGAUUUUGCACAGUAAUGGACUGACAGACACCAUCAAUCACACCACAUGUACAGACAUCAUGCAGGAGGACUCAUAAGUCACAGGCCGAGAAAUUACCUUUGUGCGCUAUAAUGCAGAAAGUGUGUGUGUGUGUGUGUGUGUGUGUGUGUGUGUGUGUGUGUGUGUGUGUGUGUUUGUGUGUGUGUGUGUGUGUGUGUGUGUGUGUCCACCUCCAUCCACAUCUGUUCCCAUAGUGCUACAAUUCCUUUACCCAUUCCUCUUCUUGUGUUCUUGUGGUUUCCUACUUCCUUCAUUCAUACAUACACUCCCAACACCUUCCAUAGUUUCUUUUCUCUAUCUGCAAAAAAAAUAAAAUUAAUUUGGCCUCCAACUCAAUCAUCAAUUUGACAUGUUUUUAUCAGACGGAAUAGAUGUCAUUUCUCCUGGACAAGCCUCAGCCUGCAGAUUAAUCCCCAGACCAACUGAGCCCCUCGAUCGCUGCUAAAUCACUUUUACUGCUGCUCUUCCCACAAUGUUGCAUGUGCAUGCUUGUGUGUGUUUGUGUGGAUAAGACAGACAAAGAAAGAGAUACUUAAACAAUAUGCAUAUUUGAGAAUUUCAAGACUGAUGUUUUCAAUCUAAAUGAUUCUGUUUGUUUCCUGUCUGCCUGGACAGUUUUCCAUGUUCUGUUUCAUUCUUUGGAGUGGAACUGAAAAGUUUCCAAUGUAUUGAUACCAUGUCUGAGUAGAAAAAUGAUAAAAGUGCCUCCAAUGAAAUGAAAAUGUGUGUAUUUACAGCAGGUGGAUACUGUAGCCCCCUUCAAGGUUGAAUACAAUUCACCUGCCUGCCAGUAAAUAUGUGCACAAAGAUUGAAUUGUUGUUACUUUGUUGUGGUAUUAAAUUAAAUUGUUUGUGAUAUUUGCAAGAGAACAAAACAAUGAGUGACGGUAUUGCAUUACACUGAACUACAUUUUUCUGUUCUCUCUGUGCCACCUUAUGGAGAAAAUAUUGAAAGAUUCUUUAGUCAACAGUUCCACUUCUUAUUUCCUCACAAUCCCUGCGUCUUUCCCCCUCUCCUUGCUCUCUCCAGAGAUGUUCAAACAGUGUGGCUAUCCCACGGUGUGACCUCUUAUCUUUGACCUGUGACUUGACCUCUCUUCUGCUUUGCAACCUUGGAACACUCUUCUGAUGUGUUAAGCAACUUUGCUGAACAGUUUGAUGGAGAGCUGGUCGGAUGACAGCUGGAACUGUUGUCAUAACCGGAGGAAUACUGGCCACAGUGAUACUUCUGUGUAUCAUAGCUGUGCUCUGUUACUGUAGACUCCAGUACUACUGCUGUAAGAAGAAUGGGUCUGACAGCGGCUCCAUCUCUCAGCAACACUUUGCCUGCAAUGCCUGCAGCGUCACCGGCCUGGACGGGUCACUUGUCACCCCACUGUCCCUGUCACCAGCAGAGCCGGCGCGAUCCUCCGACCCCACCAAAGCCGGAGGAGGGCGACGCAGCUUCUGCCCCAGUUGCUCGCCCUACGACUCGCCCUUCUACAUUCGCUCCAGUGAUGAGAUGCGCAAUGGCGGCGAGCGCAUCACCUACAUGCCCACACACUAUGAGAACCAGGCGCUGGCGAUGCCGUUGCCCGCCGUCCGAGGCUCCCUGUUGAGGGAGACUCAGCGAGGGAGGCCUCCCGAUUUUUACACCAAUACCCGAGCCAUUAGCACUGAGGUGUGACCGGACCAAAACCCCAUUACACCACCCAUCUACACACACACACACACACACAGACAUUCUUGUCUGCACUUACACACACCAGCACCACAACUAACAAGAUCACAAAAGGGAUUUUGACACCUCCAGCAGCGAGCAGUGAGGAUCUGCUGGAUAAAGGAAACAUUAUCACAUUGAAUUUGUUUUUUUUGGGGGGGUUUAAGUGAGGAUUGUCGAAACCUACUGCUGAAGACUAAAGUGUGUGACAAGCAAUGAUGACUUUCAAAUCUAGCUCUUCACUUUAUACCCUUACAUUUUAAAUGUUCAUGUCCAUAAAGACAGUAAUUAUAUAAUUGAUAAAACUGUAGCGGUAAAAUGUCAUGUAAGAAAAUGUCCCUUUAUGCUACUGUAUCUUUACUGACUGAGGGCUAAUUUCUUUACUGACUGAGAGAUAUAAAAUGGGUUUCUCUUGCUGCAUAUCUUCUCAAUGACUGCCAAAAGGACAAACAAUACUGUGUCAUGAAGUAUGUAGCAACUGUGAAGCAACCUUGUCAUGAUAGGCCUAAUGGAGACUGAAAUACAUUUGAAAAAGUUACAAGGGCAAAAAUAAUGAAAGGUCUGCAUCCCCUUUGCAGCUUUCUGGAUGUCUGGAAGCAUGUUAGAGUUACAGGAAAGGUAGAAGAGUGCAGAUGACUGGAGCUUUGUCUAUGCAAGCUGUCCGGCAGCUCUUCAUCUCCAGUACUCUCCUUUCGGCAGUUUUCAUCUCGUCAACUUCAUUGAAGGAAUAUCAUGUGCAGUGAGAUAUUACCAUGGUGUCCUCAUACUGUAGGUAGACCUAUAAGCAUUAAAAACUGGAUCUUGGAUAGAGCAAUUCUGCGCCUCUUGGGUUUGCCAGAUGUAGUGCUGAACCACCACUUUCUGCCCUGACCUGUGAAUAAUCAAGGAUGCCGGAGGCCUUGAACGCAACAUUGGUAAGCCUGAAAAGAACUGACUGAAUUUCUCUUUACUGACAGUGAUACAAAUAGUUUGAAAUGUAAAUAUAAAAGUGAAAAAGCGACUAAGGCAUCUUUUGAUCCCACUAUCUUCUUGACGGUGAGAGAUGCACCCUGGGAUCUGAACAUGACGUAUUUCGAAUGAGGGAGUGUGAUUUACUAGUUUGUGCUAUUUUGUCUACACUCCUGCUAUACUCCUGUACUACUCUGAUGUUGAAUAUUUGAAAUGCAAUUAAUCAUGUUGUUUCUUUUCAUGAUUUUUUUCCCCCCACAUUGUGAGAAAGUCGGAGUAUACAAUUUACGUGAUUGAAAACUGUUUCACAGUGCUUAUCUUCUCCAUGACACCUUCCCGAAAUUACUUCCCAUUCAAGAUUAUAUUUCCUGUGGUAUUUGUCUUUGUAUUUUUGUGUGCAACAGGACUCAGUGAGGCUGUCUAAAGGAAACCUCACUGACUUGCAUGGUGUGAUAAUGUUGGAUAAGUUUGCAAGAUUUUUUGUUCAGGCCUAGUGUUAUCAUUCAAGCAUUCAACAAAAAUGCACUUCCCAACCUCAUUUCAUCAGUGCAUAUAACAUAAUUAAAAUCCGUUGGUUUCUUUCUGAAUUCAUUUUUUCAUCAAGGUUGAAUAGAGGUCAGCUGCACUGCUGUUAUACUGUACAUCUUGAAACUACCCAAGACCAUUUUAUCCCAGACGAGUGGGCUUUUCUCUGGAUCGAAUAAAAAGGUCGGACAAAUGUACGGAGGACAGGCAAACCGAAAGUUCAUCGUAAAAGCGCAACAUGUUUGCUUUUAGGGAAACGGGUGGAAUCUAUUCAGACACAUCUGGGCUAGGAUCUCUGAAGAUGAUUCAGGAGAGUACUGUAAAACCAGUGUUUCUCCAUUUUGUUAUCCACUUCUACAGAUAAGGAUGAAUUGUCAUUAUCCAUUUAUUUAGCCACUGUAUUAACUAUCUAUUUUACUACUUACUUAACUAGCUAUCUUGAACAUAGACAAAAAAAUAAUGAUUUUUAGAAAUGUUGUCAAAACAGAAAUCUAACCCAAUAAAUACAGAAACAGUAAUAUAUGACAUUGUUGACUUUUGACAAUUAAAGAUUUGUAAC
Molecule: messenger RNA, 5556 nt
Organism: Scophthalmus maximus (turbot)
Lineage: Eukaryota; Metazoa; Chordata; Actinopteri; Pleuronectiformes; Scophthalmidae
Gene: fam163ab
Product: family with sequence similarity 163 member Ab
Exons: 4
Coding region: 3000-3491 (163 amino acids)
Source: RefSeq, a predicted model, not a curated record